Molecule: messenger RNA, 1498 nt
Organism: Thermothielavioides terrestris NRRL 8126
Lineage: Eukaryota; Fungi; Ascomycota; Sordariomycetes; Sordariales; Chaetomiaceae
Exons: 4
Coding region: 178-1191 (337 amino acids)
Biological process (GO): intracellular signal transduction; protein phosphorylation
Cellular component (GO): cytoplasm; nucleus
Molecular function (GO): ATP binding; MAP kinase activity
Source: RefSeq, a predicted model, not a curated record
GGGACACACACCAUCCUCUCUGACCUGAGACCGUAGCAACAUCAAUCGGGAAAACGGGAAAACGUCGGGCCGCGCCAAUCACCCUGCCUCCCUGCCUCCGACAUGAAGACUCUCAGACGGCCCACUCUCUGAUCCUAUCACGCUCCGCGGGACGGACAUCAAUCGCUUCAAGCCGACAUGGCAUCUUCAGCCAUGAAAGCCGGCCAGAGCCUCAAGGGUAAAUCGGGUAUCUACACCCUUACGAAACAACUCUAUCCAACGAUUUGGCUAGCAACCGACGCAAGCGAUCGGACUGUCAUUAUCAAGCGCGAUAUUUCAAAACGUAUCGACACGGAACGGACUCUCCUUCACCGUUUCCAGAGCAACUCCCUCUUCCGACCAUUGAUUGACGAAAUCGAGGAAGCUAGACCCCAUGACCCUGCCGUGAUCGAACGAUCCAAACCGGAAGGAUCUGUUGCUACCGAGGAAUCCGAACCGGAUGAGUCCUCCACCAUUGUCUUGAGAUACUACGACAGUCAUAUCGGGGAGAUUGCAAAGGAAAAGGGCCUCUCAUCCCGAGAGGCCAAAUAUGUCGGUUCUCGAGUCCUGCAGGCUUUGCGAGACUUGCAUGCGAUAGGAUACAUCCACACAGACGUGAAGCCACGGAACAUCCUCGUCAACCUCUGCCAAGAAGGCGACAUGCGCUUCAAGGACGUUUGCUUGGCUGAUUUGGGAGAUGCCCUCACUACGGACAGCCACGAGGCAAGAAGCGGCUAUCCAUACGGCACCCCGCUGUUCCGAAGUCCCGAAGCCACCUUGAUGAUGCCCUUUACCACGGCUCAUGACAUCUGGUCUUUCGGUGCUACUAUGAUCUCGCUUAUAUAUGGUCGCAACUUCAGCAUAUUCACCCCGCGCUGUCGUCCUGAGGACGAGAUGUACGUGGAUGGUAUCGUCCGGAAUUUCCACAAGUAUUUCGGGCCAUUCCCGUCGUCGUACUUGACAAUUCCUGGCAUCGACGAAGUGAGGCUUGAAGCACUUACGGAGAUCACCGAGCAAGGAAAGGAGCGGGGACUCUUCAAGCGUGCAUCGUCCACAGAGAUUAGCAACCAAGACCGCGAUUUCAUCUGGAACCUGAUGAAGCUGGACUACAGAGACAGACCUACGGCUGCUGAGCUGUUGGAGAACGAAUGGUUUGCAGAUACGGAUAGAUAGAUGCUGGGCAUCCAAUGUCUCCAGUUUGUGAGAGAGUAAUUGGUUUUAACGUGGCUAGUACUCACAUAUCUGAGCUACGAAUACGAUGUAUUAGAACUUCUGAGGAGAGCAGCAAAGUGGGGCCAUUCAGGAUGCAGAGACAUAUGUAUUGAGGGAGGUACUCCUCUUAUAUAGGGUGGGAGGAGCACCGAGGUCUAUAUAUAUAUGAGCAGAGCUGACAUAUACCCCCUAAGCAUAGAGAGCCUAGCAAGUGGAGUUAUAUAUACACUAUGUCAUACGCAACUAUGGCAAGGGCACCCAUGACCGC